Molecule: messenger RNA, 5349 nt
Organism: Linum trigynum
Lineage: Eukaryota; Viridiplantae; Streptophyta; Magnoliopsida; Malpighiales; Linaceae
Source: the annotation of a GenBank genome assembly
UAAAACAAGAAACAUAGCAAACUGAAGCAAGAAAAUUUGGAAAGGAAGCCUAGCUGUAGUACCUUUAAUAGACAUGCUGCGUGCCGUCUAAUUCGAAGCCUGAAAGGAAGGGUCUUUUGGUCCUUUGCAUCGUGUGGAUCCACUGAAAGGAAGGCGUUUUCACAGUCAUGUGAGGUUGAAAGGACUCUCUGGCUGCCUCUCAUGCAAACUCUACUGCAUUGCAAUCCCGUUUUGUGAUGUGGACUCACCCACCCUCCACCUCGCAGAGUCCCACGGCUGAUUGCGAUUAAAAAUAUACCUUCCAGAAAACCUCUUUUUUUUUAAAAAAAUAAAGGGCAUGUCAAGCAGAUUCUUCAAUGGGUCAGGAUCUUCUCUAUGUGCUGCCUUGAUUCCGUUUCUCUUCGCAGCCAUGAAGCAGAGUAGACGAUUAUUCUGCGAAAUGAAAUGAAUAUUUCAGUAAAGAAAUAAACAUGAAAUGAACAGAAUGUGUGGUGACUAAAUAAACAGAACAGGUACUCUACCAACAGCAUCAAUAGCAAUACAGGAAAGGCAUACUAACACUAUACGACGGGAGAGCAAAAUACGUAGAUUGAAUCAUGUAAUAUUUCUACACGCAGGGAGAGAACUUUUCAGGUAGUAACAUGAUGAGCACAAAAGAGGGAAGUGGAUAUGUUGGUCUAGUUUAGGCAAAAUGACAAACUGUGAUUUGAACAGCAAGAGGCUUUUGGCGUGGCAUUCAUCCCCUGCAUCUGUAUAUUACUUGCAAGUUAUACCAUUUACUCACGGUUAAAACAAGGUCUAACUUGACUUAUACUGUUUAUACACGCAUCACGUCUUCAAGAACACUUCGUGGGGGGUUUUUUUUCCUCCUUUUUAAACAUUCUUUUUAUCUUUCACUUUGUGAGAACUAUAGCGUUACACGUACAGUAGAGUGGCUGCUUUCUAACAUUCGUUAGGGAACAGCAACUGACCAUACUGACAUGUCGCAGCUUACAAAAAUCUCACUUCCUUGCUUCCUUCCCCACCUUAUAAUAAAGCCUACCCGUUCAUCACACACUCACUUAAUUUUGCUUUGUCCCUCCCUCCAUCUCUUCCCAUCUCUCUCUCUUCUCUCUAACUGAAAGCAAAGAGAGAGAUCCCACCAUUACGAGCAAGCAACAACAGAAACCAAUACUAGCCAAAAACAAAUAAAAAGAUGGAUGCAGCAGAGAAAUCCCAUGGGUACCCGACAAUGCCAGAGGUGGCAGAGGAACUGAAAAGAAUGACCGAUAUAGGUUUCCCCAUAGCAGCCAUGAGCUUGCUGAGCUAUCUCAAGAACAUGGUCUUAGUUGUGUGCAUGGGAAGGCUUGGAAGUCUCGAGCUAGCUGGUGGUGCCUUGGCUAUCGGCUUCACCAACAUCACAGGCUACUCAGUCCUCUCAGGCUUGGCUACAGGGAUGGAGCCACUAUGCAGCCAGGCGUUUGGUUCCAGGAACUCAUCAGUCGCGUUUCUCACUCUACAGAGGACAAUUCUUAUGCUGCUUUUCGCCUCGAUACCUAUUGGUUUGCUAUGGAUCAACCUUCAACCUUUAAUGCUCACCCUCCAGCAAGAUCCUGAUGUAAUCCAAGUUGCAAGCUUGUAUUGCCAAUUCUCCAUCCCGGAUCUUGUUGCUAAUAGCCUCCUACAUCCUAUACGUAUCUAUCUACGCAGCAAAGGAACUACAUGGCCAUUGAUGUGGUGCACGUUAAUCUCCAUUCUCCUACACUUCCCUAUCGCCAUAGUCCUAGCUUUCACGCUGCAACUCGGGGUAGCCGGACUGGCAAUCUCCACCUUCAUUACCAACUUCAACGCUAUAUUGUUGCUGCUAUGCUACAUGUAUUUUACUAGUCAACCCAAUGAGUUUUCUCCACUCGAGCAGGACCAGCUUUUGGUUCAUCCACCACCUAAAGCAUCACUUACUUCUUCAUUAGGCAAUGAGUGGAAGAUUCUACUUAGGCUCGCCAUCCCGAGUUGCAUAGCAGUUUGUUUGGAGUGGUGGUGGUAUGAGCUCAUGACGAUCCUAGCUGGCUACUUAAGUAAACCCCGAGUUGCUCUUGCAACCUCCGCUAUAGUAAUACAGACAACUUCUCUUAUGUACACUCUGCCUACUUCACUGAGUGCUUCGGCUUCUACCCGGGUGGGGAAUGAGCUCGGAGCAGGCAGGCCAGACAGAGCAAGGUUAGCUGCUGUAGUAGCUAUAGGAGUUGCUCUAUUGAGUUCGUUAUUUGGCUUGCUGGGAACCACACUUGGGAGAGAAGCGUGGGGGAGGGUGUUUACAGAGGACAAAGAGGUCCUAGAAUUGACCAUGAUUGUACUGCCUAUAAUUGGGGUAUGCGAGCUAGGUAACUGUCCACAAACAACAAGUUGUGGGAUCUUAAGGGGAAGUGCUAGGCCUGGCAUUGGGGCAGGGAUCAACUUCUACUCGUUUUACUUGGUGGGUGCACCGGUGGCCGUUGUCUUGGCCUUCGUUUGGAAACUUGGGUUUGUGGGUCUUUGCUAUGGUCUUCUAGCGGCUCAAGUUGCAUGUGCGGUCUCAAUUUUGGCAGUAGUAUACAAGACAGAUUGGGAAAGAGAGGCAAUGAAGGCCAAAGACAUGGUGGGCAAGAGUGAUAACACACUGGCACAUGAAGAACAAACAUUUCUUAAAUGUGAAGAAGGUGUUGGCUUCCUUAUUAAAGCAGCCGAGUCUGAAAAGUGAGGGAUGACCAUAUUUUGUCGCAAAGAAAACAGAGGAAUACGACAUUGAGCUAUAUUUUCAUUCUGAUGGUGGAUUAUUGUAUUGCAAAUGAAUCCAGUUCUUCAUCAUUUCUGCAAUUUUAGUCCAUCCUUUUAUGAUUCUCCUAAUACUACUGUUAAUCACAAUCCACACAAUGCAGGAACUAUCUAUCUCAAACACCACGUUGAUAAGAGUUACCGAAAGUAAGAAUGCAUAAACAAUUAACAAGUGAUCUGAGACAGGAUUGACAUGCCACUAAUUAUUCCAGAACACAAACAACAUUACAGGAUCAUUCAUGGACCAGAACAUGUUUGUGAGAAAAGAACAUGCAGGCAUAAGUGCAAACCGAACCACAUGGCAUCAAAUGCCUAACAACAAUUUUUUUAUGAACACAAUCUAGCUUCACUAAAAUUUAGCAUACAUGUGCAAGUUUACAAACGGCUAAUUUGGCAUCCCCAGUAUAUUUUGCUGGAAUAAGAAGAGAUAUAAAACAAGGCAAAAGAACAUGUGCCCUGCACAUGCAAAUGACAUUUCACUAUCCUUAUCAGAAUCAGUACUGCUACGAAUAUCACUGUCCAAGUCUCUAACUGCUGCAUUGAAAGAUGAAAGAACUCUUUAAGAUUACUCUUUGAGCAAUCAUAUUUCCUCACGUUAUUCAUUUGGGCUUCUUUCCCUCAUAAGGUACCGCCACUGCCCUAAUGAAACCUAAUCAGUCGACUCACUUGACAACACAGAUAGUUCUACCAAACUUCAUUUAAGAGUUUCUGUCCUUCACUAUGUCCUGAUUUAUUAACAAAAUGGCCUAUAGAAGCUCCAAUUCUGAGAAAAUAUUCUAUUUGACUGAUUAAACCAGAACCCGCCUAGUAAAACGUUGUUGAGCUAGACCUGAAGGGAGUAUCCCCUCCAUUUGGCAACCAGUACUCCCAACUUCUGAAGUAUGUUGAAGUCUGUUCCACCCUAUAUCAACAUUGGUCAUGGUGAAGGACAGAUUUGGUUCACUCAUGAAUACCCCCACGUUCACAUAUCAUGAAGAUACCAACAAACAUCGGCCAACCCAUAUGGGAAAGGUCGAUGAUCACCCCCCUCCACCCCCAGUCAAUUUGUUUGCCCCAAACCCAAACAGCACGUUUUGUUUCCUAUUCUAACCAACCCACAAUUCUGGCUCGUCGAGGUUCUCUAUUUUGCCUAUAAGGUGAGUGUUUCACAUGUUCUUUGGCUCAAUCUCAUCUAGACGUCACUACUCCUCCCCACUAGAAGCCACUAUAGUCAGAUCUUUCAUCCAAGAAAGAGAAGUACACGAGUAAAUCUAGUCCAAGGAAAAUAGCUCAUAAAGUCUCAUUCAGACAUUUCGUCGAAUAGUUGGAAGUUUUAGCUUGUGCUGCUCGUAACCAGAGACAAAAAGGUAGAUAUCGGACGAAACAUAGUCACACUGCUAAUCGAUAGUCCAAAAACAGAGGAGCUGAGACUUUUUGACAAAUCCAAUCAACAGUCGGUUCAUUCAUGUUCAUACAGCGGAACGGGAAACAGCAAGCAAACUAAACUACCAAAGGAUCGAUCAGCCACAAAACGGAAGUAGCAGUAAAGUAAAGCGUUUACACUACUGACCUGAUUCUGGCGCUCUGCACCGCUUUGAUAGGCGUCGCGAUCAGUGAGAAUCGACGGCGGCGACGGUGUACGAACAGGUCAAAGACUGCGAUUCUAGCCGAUGUUCAUUCCGAACGCGUGAUCGGUGACGCAUCUUAUUCUCUCGACAUCGAAGCAAUCCGCCGAAAUCAAAAGAGAUCAUCGUCUACUUCUAGGAGCCGAGUGGACGGAGUUCGUUGGCUUGUUAUGGCCUCCUCGCGCCAACGGCGAAAUGUGAAGCGGCGGAGAGAAAGCUCAACGCGGGAAGUUUCGGGCAUUAGCCCGACGUCAAAUAUUGCGUUUCAGUUUGACUUUUGAUGGGGUCAGUCUUUUGUGCAAAUCAAAAACUGUUGGUCAAUACUCAACCUCCAAAUUCCAAUCCACCAAUCAACGAAUUUGUCCAAAAUUCUUUCUUUUUUCUUCUUCUUCGUAAAAUCACUUACAAGACAAGUUUACAAGUAUAUGUUAAAAAAAAAGUUUACAAAGUAUUACUGUAACAUCCCGAACCUUUUCCCGACAAGAAACUGUCCGUUUUGAGCCUCUACACCCGCACGGUUUUCGACUUGGGGUGCAAUUUAGGUGACUUUCCAUAAGGUCACCCAUUCUUGUUGUACUCCACACCAAUGGCGGAUCCAGAACACAGAAGAGCAUUGGGCCGCAUUUCAUUAAAAAAUUAGAACCGUAAUAAAGCAUUAUAAUUUUUUUUACAAUAUAAAUUAUACACGACGGUAUUUUAAUUUCGCGAAUGCAUCAAUAAUAGAGUCCACAUCCAUACCAAUAGUAUACAUUGUUUUAAAUAAAAUACUUUAGCAAUCGGCUAGAAAUUCAUCGUUCAUUUUGUUACGAAAUCAGUUUUCAUAUGUUUCAUUGUUGACAAGGUUUUCCUUGUAGUAGUUGUUGAUACGAGCAGCGUCAACACUAGAUAAAUCAAUUGUGCAUUGUGUGUCCAUACCUAUAUCCACUAACUGCUUUAGUAAAUUUUCAAGGGAACA